CAUGAUCAUGUAAAGGAUCUCCGGGAAUUGAAAUGGAAGGUACAUUAUUAGAAACAUAAACUACUGUUUGAAAUUUUUGUCUUUAUAUAUGUAUUGGAUAUAUUUUGUCACAGAUGGAUAGUUUUAUGCAGAUGAAUUAUUCUGAAAACAAAUACAUGAACAAAUCAUGUACAAUGUCUCUUAGAGACAAAAGCUGCGAUACUCAAGAUCUGGAAUAUUCUUUAAAUAAUAUUGUGUUUAGAAGGUCAUUGCUGAAAGGACAUUCAGAUAAAGAUGUGGAGAAUACUGCUCAAAUACAACAACUAACUGAAUUACAAAAGAUAAAAGAUAGAGAAUGCAGUUUAAGAUGCGAAAAUCAGCGACUUAAGACUGAUCUACAGUGUCACAUAUCAGAAAUUGACAAUUUGAAGAAACAACUAGAGCAUGCUAAACAAAAGGAAAGUGAAUAUGAGAAACUUUUAUCGAAGCUAGAAGAGGAAGAGAAAGAGAUUGAAAUCUUAAAUGACCGAAUUACUAAUAAUGAAGAGAUCAUUAAGAAUCAGUCUAAUGAACUUGAAAUGCUUAGAAAAAGAUUACUCAUGAAGGAUCAACAGAUGGAGGAAGAUUUAUCUGAUUUAAAUGUAUCAGAGCACGAAAUGCUGAAUCUUCUGUGUAAUCGAAUAUAUUCUUUGAAAGUUUUACUUCAAGAGAAAUCGGAAAACAUGGUUAAAUUACAAGCCGAUUACGAAUUACUUAAAAAUGAGAAUUCUAUAUUAAAAAGGCAGAACGAUAUUACUGAAACUCGAGCUCAAGAUGAUGUCUUUCAGUUGAAGAAAAGGCUCAAAGCAACACGCAUAAAAUUGCAUCAGAUAGAAAGUGAUUAUCAAGGAAUGAUAGAAGAUUUCAAUGAAGCUCAAAAACAGUUAAUGUUAGCAACAAAACGCGAAGUAGACUCGCAAAAAUCAUUAAUAAUUAUGGAACAAACUUAUUGUUCUAAAAUCGAAAAAAUAGAAAAUGAAGCGGUCGAUCUGCGUGAUUUGGUGGACAAAUUGAGCGAAGAAUUGGAAGAAACAAAAAAAAAACUUGAGUCGAAAAGUAUCGAGCUUUGUCAAGCGCAAGAUAAAUGCAAAAGUUAUACUGAUCAUUUAGAUAUCAUACGACAAGAUCUCGAGACGGAAAAGGAUGAAUUAAUGAAGGCCGAGAAUGUGAAUCGUGAUUUGAUUCAACAGUUGCAAGAAUAUAUGAACGAAAAUUAUCAUCUUGGCCAACAGAAGAUUUUACUUGAGCGAAAUAAUUCCACGUACAUAACCGAGUUAAAGGAUAUGCGCAAAUCUUUGUUUGAAUUGAAAAAGGAAUGCCAUUUAAAGGAUCAAUCUCUAACAUACAUGUCAGUUGAUUUGACUGAAGCAGCUGUGAGUAGAUCAGAACUCUGUAAGGAGUCUCAAUAUAUAAUUUCAUGUAUCCGUGAUUGUAUGGAACAACAAAAAAAAUACAACAAAACUCUAGCAAAAAAUCUGGAAAAUAAGCAACAACUUUUAAUGCAGCUUAUAUUUGAAAAAAAAGCUCUAUUAAUUAAAAUCAAGAAGUUGAAACGAAUUAAUUUAUUGGCACAGAAACUGAAACGAACGCACAGACAAUUAUUAACUGGUAGAGGUCUUAAAAAAACGCAUAUAAAAAACUAUAAUAUCUCGCCGUCGAAAACGCGUCAGGAUGUAGAAACAGAUUUAAUUUCAAGUUUGGAUUAUACAGAUUUAUAUAAGAAAUAUUCCAUAGAACCAAAAGAAACUAAUCAACAUAUAUCGACAUGCGGUGACUCGUGGUGGUUUCCUAAAAUGGAACAUUUAAUGAAUGAAAUGCAGAAAAGUAAUCAACGGUGGAAUGACAAUUUUAACCACGCAACGGAAUCUGAUACUUCAUUGGAAGAAAACCGUGAUUACGGUUAUCAGUCUUCUUCUGCAAGCAAAUGAAGAGGAGCGAGAGAUUUUUCGUCAUAAAGACUGAAAAAAU
Molecule: messenger RNA, 1986 nt
Organism: Formica exsecta
Lineage: Eukaryota; Metazoa; Arthropoda; Insecta; Hymenoptera; Formicidae
Product: myosin-11-like
Exons: 10
Coding region: 114-1946 (610 amino acids)
Source: RefSeq, a predicted model, not a curated record